Molecule: messenger RNA, 2595 nt
Organism: Arthroderma uncinatum
Lineage: Eukaryota; Fungi; Ascomycota; Eurotiomycetes; Onygenales; Arthrodermataceae
Product: beta-glucosidase 1
Exons: 6
Coding region: 1-2595 (864 amino acids)
Biological process (GO): glucan catabolic process
Molecular function (GO): beta-glucosidase activity
Source: RefSeq, a predicted model, not a curated record
AUGUGGCUUCGGUGGUGCCCGUUGGUGGCCCUCGCCAUCUCGAGCAUAGCUACGGCAGAGGAAAACUGGUCGUCGCCGCCAUACUAUCCCUCGCCAUGGACCAAGGGAGACGGAGAAUGGGAGGAGGCCUAUAACAAAGCCGUUCACUUUGUCUCGCAGCUUACGUUGGCCGAGAAGGUCAACCUGACAACCGGUGUCGGAUGGAUGCAAGAGUCUUGCGUUGGACAAGUUGGAGCUAUUCCUCGCCUUGGGUUCCGCUCUCUGUGUAUGCAGGAUGGACCUCUCGGUAUGAGGUUUGGCGACUACGUGACUGCAUUCCCUGCCGGCAUCAACGUUGCCGCUACAUGGAGCAAAGAGCUAGCCUACCUCCGCGGAAAGGCGAUGGGAGAGGAAUUCCGUGAUAAAGGCGCAGAUGUGAUAUUGGGCCCUGCAAUUGGACCCCUGGGAAGGUCGCCAGAUGGAGGACGAAACUGGGAAGGUCUAGGACCCGACCCUGUUCUGGCUGGUGAACUCGUCGCGGAGACUAUCAAGGGUAUGCAGAAAUCUGGUGUUGUUGCUUGCGCAAAACAUUUUAUUGCAAAUGAACAGGAACGCUUCCGUAUUGCUGCCGAAGCACAAGGAUAUGGGUUCGACAUCUCGGAGAGCUCUAGCUCUAACGUUGACGAUGUGACGAUGCAUGAGCUUUACCUUUGGCCCUUUGCAGAUGCCGUUAGAGCUGGAGUUGGCGCCAUUAUGUGCUCAUACAACCAAAUUAACAACAGCUAUGGCUGUGCCAACAGUUACACACAGAACAAGCUGCUCAAGGGCGAGCUUGGUUUCCGCGGCUUUAUCAUGUCUGACUGGCAGGCACAGCACAGCGGUGUUGGCGCUGCCUUUGCUGGGUUGGAUAUGUCCAUGCCUGGUGACACCCUCUUCGGCACCGGGGUCUCCUACUGGGGUGCUAACCUCACCAUUGCCGUUGCCAAUGGAACCAUCCCGGAGUGGAGAGUCGACGACAUGGCCCUCCGUAUUAUGGCUGCGUAUUAUAAAGUUGGUCGUGACCAGGCUGAAGUUCCUAUCAACUUCAACUCGUGGACAACAAACGUUGAAGGCUACCAGCAUGCGCUAGUCAACGAAGGCUACGGUAUUGUCAACCAGAGAUUGAACGUGCGCGGCCAUCAUGCACAGAUUGCCCGCCGUGUUGCCAGGGAUAGCACGGUUCUUCUGAAAAACGAGGGUGUUCUCCCCCUGACAGGAACAGAACAAUUCACAGCUAUAAUUGGAGAAGAUGCUGGUCCAAAUUUGGGCGGGCCAAAUAGCUGCCCUGAUCGUGGCUGUGACAACGGAACCCUUGCUAUGGGAUGGGGUAGCGGAACGACAAAUUUCCCUUACCUUGUGACUCCAGAUGACGCUAUUCAGCGUGAAAUCGUAUCCAAGGGUGUUGGAAAUGUCAUGUCUGUCCUCCAGAAUGGCGAUUUCAACAACAUAAAGACGGUUGCAGGCCAAGCCGACGUUGCCUUGGUGUUUGUCAACUCUGGAUCUGGUGAAGGGUAUAUUUCGGUAGAUGGAAACGAAGGUGAUCGAAAGAACUUGACGGCAUGGAAGGGAGGUGAGGAAAUGGUCAAACAGGUCACCGCAGUAUGCAACAACACCGUUCUUGUCAUCCAUAGCGCUGGCCCCAUUUUGGCUGGAGAAUGGCACGAUAACCCAAACAUCACUGCUAUUCUAUGGGCUGGUCUUCCUGGCCAGGAGAGUGGAAACGCUCUGGCAGAUAUCCUUUACGGCAAGGAGAACCCAGGUGCUAAAUCGCCUUUCACCUGGGGUAAAACUGCUGAAGACUAUGGCACCCAUAUCUUGAAAGAACCAAACAAUGGAAAGAACGCACCUCAGAUCAACUUCUCAGAAGGUAUCUUCAUGGAGUACAGGCAUUUUGAUAAAGAGAACAUCACUCCCGUCUAUGAGUUUGGAUUUGGAUUGAGUUAUACCACCUUCUCCUACUCGGGCUUGAGAGUCAGGACGUUACGCGCCAACCCAUACAAGCCUACAACAGGCUCCUCGCUGCCGGCACCAAAACUGGGCCAUUCUUCGGGAAACUAUGCAGACUACCUGUUCCCCGACGGAUUCCAUGGCGUCACGAAAUAUAUCUACUCCUGGCUAACCUCGACUGACCCAAAGAAAGCAUCUGGAGAUAGCCACUACGGACUUCCAAUCGAGGACUACGUGCCUCCAAACGCCAACAACGGGGACGCACAGCCUUUGCUCCCAGCUAGCGGUGCUCCUGGCGGAAAUCCUGGCUUGUUUGAAGAUUUGUAUGAAGUCUCAGCUGUCAUCACCAACGAUGGCGACAGAGUCGGCGAAGAGGUUCCACAGCUGUACGUUUCCCUCGGUGGCGAGCGUGACGCGAAGAUUGUUCUCCGUGGGUUUGAUCGGAUCCGAUUAGCUCCAGGGCAACGAUUCAGGUGGAGAACUACCCUCACCCGACGCGAUGUAUCCAACUGGGACCCGUCACGUCAAGACUGGGUCAUCACCGAUCACCCGAAAACCAUCCAUGUAGGCAGCUCUUCACGGAAGUUGCCGCUUCAGGCACCAUUGCCUGCUCCGGACCUAGCCUCCUGA